Molecule: messenger RNA, 1058 nt
Organism: Aspergillus welwitschiae
Lineage: Eukaryota; Fungi; Ascomycota; Eurotiomycetes; Eurotiales; Aspergillaceae
Exons: 1
Coding region: 617-868 (83 amino acids)
Source: RefSeq, a predicted model, not a curated record
AUGCGUUCAAGAUCUCCAUCACGUAAGGAAACCUCUCGACUCAAGGCUAUCGCGGACCGAGUACUCAUAACAUCACAGGAACCCCGACGUGUGGAACGAGGUUGAAUUCCCUAGCGAGUCCGUGAAGAAGGAGUUGACGCACUACAUCAGCAAGAGACUUACUCCUCACCCGACCAAGGUCCGUGCCGAUAUUGAGGUUACCUGCUUCGGUUACGACGGUAUCGAUGCCGUCAAGGAUGCCCUGCGCACCGCCGAGGCCAACAACACCCCUGAAACCCAGAUCAAGGUUAAGCUGGUUGCCCCGCCACUCUACGUCUUGACCAGCCAGUGCUUGGACAAGGCUAUUGGUAUUCAGAUGCUCGAGGAGGCCAUUCAAAGGAUCGAGGCCAGGAUCAAGGAGUCUGGCGGUGGCUGCAUCGUUAAGAUGGCUCCCAAGGCUGUUACUGAGCACGAUGAUGCUGCUCUUCAGGAGCUCAUGGAGAAGCGUGAGCGUGAGAACAUGGAAGUCAGCGGCGACGAGAGCAUGUCCGAGAGCGAUGAGGGCGUUCCCGAGUAAAUUGCCUGCGGCAAGCUUAGCGACAGCGUGUGAAGCUUGAGGGUUCGCUUCGACGGCGACAUGAGAAACAAGCAGGACGCUUCACGAACUGGUGUUGGAGGGUAUCGCAGACUGGAGAUUGAAGGCGAUCAUAUACGUGUGUCGGGUAGGGCGUGGAAAAAAAGUUCAAUAGAGUUUCUGGACAUGACACGAUUUAUGAGACGCAAGUACGGUUUAAUGUGCGAUGUGCGACGGGUGAAAUCGAGAUCAUCGGCGGGGUAUGAAGACGAUCGGAAGGGCCUCAUCCCAUCCAAAGGCCUUUCUUUCCCAUAAGGUGAUAAUGACAUGCACAUUGUCCCUUGUAUUGUUGAUCAGUGGAUGUUGCUUGACUCUCUGUUGGUGAGUGGCUUUAGCCCAACAGGAGCCCUCCCACGUUUUGAUGUACAUAAGCUUCUUUGAUCAACGAACGGUUCAACCCCAGUGGCCGUUUCAGAUACUGAUUUAUAAGUCCUUCUCUUCCGGA